Manis javanica (Malayan pangolin) is the source of this 945-nucleotide messenger RNA. Its product is annotated as olfactory receptor 10C1-like. Gene Ontology annotation, molecular function: G protein-coupled receptor activity; olfactory receptor activity. NCBI's taxonomy places the organism in Eukaryota, Metazoa, Chordata, Mammalia, Pholidota, Manidae. Gene Ontology annotation, biological process: G protein-coupled receptor signaling pathway. Gene Ontology annotation, cellular component: membrane. The record is from RefSeq and is a predicted model, not a curated record.
AUGGAUCAUGUCAACCACACUUGGACCCAGAGUUUCACCCUCGCUGGUUUCAUGACCCCUGGGACCCUGCGACCUCUUGCAUUCCUGGGGACCCUGUGCAUCUACCUCCUCACCCUGGCAGGGAACGUGUUCAUCAUCGUCCUGGUCCAGGCAGAUUCUGGCCUGUCCACGCCCAUGUACUUCUUCAUCAGUGUCCUCUCCUUCCUGGAACUCUGGUACGUCAGCACCACAGCGCCCACGUUGCUGCACACCUUGCUCCGAGGGCCUUCCCCCAUCUCGGCAGCCACGUGCUUCGCCCAGCUGUAUGUCUUCCACUCCUUGGGCAUGACUGAGUGCUGCCUGCUGGGUGUCAUGGCACUGGACCGCUACCUUGCCAUCUGCCGCCCUCUCCACUACCAUGCACUCAUGGGCAGAAAGGUGCAGCUAGGGCUAGCAGGGGCUGCUUGGGGGUCUGGCUUCUCAGUUGCACUUCUGCCGGCCAUCCUCACUGCCACACUGCCCUUCUGUUUGAAAGAGGUGGACCAUUACUUUUGUGACCUGGCACCCCUAAUGCGGUUGGCAUGUGUGGACACAGGCUGGCAUGCUCAGGUCCAUAUUGUAGUGAUUGGUGUGAUCAAUGCAUGCAAUCUUGUGCUCAUUUCGGGCCUGUAUGGAGGUAUCCUGAGGGCUGUGUUGAAGCUGCCCUCAGCUGCCAGCCGUGCCAAGGCCUUCUCCACCUGCUCCUCCCACAUGACUGUAGUGACUCUAUUCUUUGGCUCUGCCUUCAUUGUGUAUGUGGGGCCAGCUGGGAGUCGCCCUGAGGGCACAGACAAGCUGAUAGCCUUGGUAUAUACCCUUCUUACACCUUUCCUCAAUCCCAUCAUCUAUACCCUUCGCAACAAGGAGGUGAAGGAGGCAGUAAAGAGGGUCACUGGUAGGAUCAGGGCUAUUUUGAAGGAACCUUGA